UGAAUCUUGUGUCAAAACACGGAGCCAAGCGGCGGCAGCAGCAGCAGCAUCGCAGGACCUCCUCUCUGUGUGCCAGAAGAUAUUUGUCUAUACAGACAGUUUUUUUCUUAGUUACGUACGCGUACCAUGACCGAACAAUCAGCAUUACUUCUUCGAAAACAAUUGGCAGAGCUCAACAAAAACCCAGUAGAGGGCUUUUCAGCUGGAUUGAUAGACGAUGAUGACAUAUACAAGUGGGAGGUUGUGAUCAUCGGUCCACAAGAUACUCUGUUUGAAGGGGGGUUUUUCAAAGCAUACCUAACCUUUCCCUAUGAUUACCCACUGCGACCACCUAAGAUGAAGUUCAUCACAGAGAUCUGGCAUCCCAAUGUUGCCAAGAAUGGUGAUGUUUGCAUCUCGAUUUUGCACGAGCCAGGAGAAGAUAAGUUUGGUUAUGAAAAGCCAGAGGAGCGCUGGCUUCCCAUCCACACAGUAGAGACAAUCAUGAUAAGUGUUAUCUCCAUGUUGGCAGACCCCAACAGUGAUUCACCAGCUAAUGUUGAUGCUGCGAAAGAGUGGAGGGAGGACCCCAAUGGGGAGUUCAAGAAGAAGGUUGCUCGUUGUGUAAGAAAAAGUCAAGAGAUGGCAUUCGAUUAGGAGCCAGCUGUAAAUUCUAGGUUAAAGGAAAUUCCUUCAGAGGGAAAACUUCAGCGAAAGGCUUUUGCACCUCUUGUUUUGCCAGUCAAAGGUUGGUUGGCCCCAACCCUAUUUUCUGUGAAUGGUCUGCCAGAUGAGCCAAUUUGGAAAAACCCUACCAGCGAAAUCUCCUGUUUCCUACCUGGAAGUGUAUAUUUAAUUUUAUUUAUUUUGAAAAUUAACAGUGUAAGAUAUGUCACUACUGUAAAUUAACUUGCUUUUUUAUCUGCUGCUGAACACUUUCUACUUUCUACCAGGUUUCUUAUGCAAUGUAGUGGUCAAGAUUGUGAAAAAACAAAAGCUCGUUGUCGUUAGGUCACCAUGUGUCCUCCCUGCUGUGUACUAACCAGACCGUCAGCCCAACUAAUUGCUCAUUUGAUACCAUUUUCGUCAGUGAAUCACCGUUGCCUUCUGUUGGCUUCAUGUCUCCACACCUCGCUAUGUAAAAACUGAUGGGUUGAGAACCUUUAAUGCAAUUUAAGAGGUUUUGGUUUCAUUAUUAUUCUGCAUAAAUGCCUCUUGUUUCAUUUUCUUGUCACGCCAGUGUCUGAAAUGUUAACCCCAAGGAGCUCUAAAAUCUAGGAUUUGAGCCUUUGAAUACACCAACAAGACUAUUCUAAAUUUGUUUUGGGUGAUACAUUGCAAAUUCAACAGUAGCAGAUUUUUUGUGCCAAUUUUAGGUUCAAACUUCCUAAAAGUCUUGAUCAGCCAUGAGUGAGACAAAUGUAAAAUUCCAUGUUUUUCCCUGAACUUGUCUUCCUCCUGUGGACAUGGAAACCUGGAUGUCGUCAGGAAAUAUUCCAGCCCGUUUCUGCCGGUAAACCAACAUGUUUCAAUCUUUUUACCAACAACACGUUGAGGGGAAAAACUGGAAAGAUUUAGAGGCUCAAUUGCAAAGUCAGGCACUAUGUAUCACAUUUGGCUUGAAUGAAUGUAUGUGACUAAAAUAAUCCUUACUUUGGCAUUUAAACACUUGAUGGCUUAAAUUACGCCCCUUUUCCUUCUGACUCAUGCCAAAAUAAAGCUCAUUAAUCCCCAUUGUAUCACUAAACGGCUCAUUUUAAAGUAUAAAUGCGUGUUCUGUUGAAAAUUAAAGACAAAUCUAAACUAUAUUUUGAGAAAUUAUUAAACGCCUUGUUCGGGUUGUAUUCGCUUUUACUAAAGGUGUUGCUGACUAUUAAGCCAUGUUGACCUCCAAUAUCAAAUGUAUGUUACAUGUUAAGCUGUGACCAACAGUAAAAGUAGCAAACCCCAUCUUUCGGCGCAUACAAUCAGGUUUGCAGGCGCGAGGUAUGUUUUGAGUAGGACGUUGUCGUUGGUAGAUUCCGGGUGAAUGCGAUGUGUACCGUUGUUGCAUUCGUGUGGAUCACAUAACUGCUGUUGACAUAACCUUUUUCAGUCUGAAUUUUCUAACCCACCAUAACCUCCUCUGACCGGUGUUCACUGUAUUUGCACAGAUUCGGUGCGUUUAAAAAUGUCAUGAAGCAAUAUGCUCUGAAAACGCUGUGCGCAGGUGAUUCAUCCCAGCGACACCAUCCAUCUGUUGUAGGUUUUGUUUUUGUUUGUUUUUCCCGUUUGUGUCAAUGCAAUGUAUAUUGGACAUGAUGCUCAAUAAAUUGUGUAAAGAGA
Molecule: messenger RNA, 2304 nt
Organism: Oryzias latipes (Japanese medaka)
Lineage: Eukaryota; Metazoa; Chordata; Actinopteri; Beloniformes; Adrianichthyidae
Source: RefSeq, a predicted model, not a curated record